Molecule: messenger RNA, 8771 nt
Organism: Amblyraja radiata (thorny skate)
Lineage: Eukaryota; Metazoa; Chordata; Chondrichthyes; Rajiformes; Rajidae
Product: voltage-dependent L-type calcium channel subunit alpha-1D
Exons: 50
Coding region: 125-6685 (2186 amino acids)
Biological process (GO): calcium ion import across plasma membrane
Cellular component (GO): voltage-gated calcium channel complex; membrane
Molecular function (GO): high voltage-gated calcium channel activity
Source: RefSeq, a predicted model, not a curated record
CCGCAUGUCGGCUGUCGAGCGCAGGGAGGAGAGGGAGCCGCCGACACUGAGCAGCAUGGGGGUCGGGGGAUGAAGAGCACCUCGCUUACCGUCGUUUUGUUGAUGCAAUACUAAGACGGCGAGGAUGUAUGAAUUAAGGGAACCAUACGAAGGAGUAAAUUAUGUCAGCAACAGACUCGCACUUCCUAGCGAGGGACCAGGUCUCGAGUCAAACUCCCCAGCGACAAGACCGACAGCGUUAUCCUGGCAGGCUGCGAUUGAAGCGGCCAGGCAAGCGAAAGCUGCCGCAACCAUGAACUCUACCACGGAAUCCAGCAGCGCAGAAGCCCAAAGAAAACGGCUGCAAUUCGCCAAGAGCAAGAAGCAGCAAGGCAGCACCGUGAAUAGCAGGCCGGCUCGUGCCCUCUUCUGCUUAAAUCUCAACAAUCCCAUUAGAAGGGCCUGCAUUAGUAUAGUAGAAUGGAAGCCAUUUGAUAUCUUUAUAUUGAUUGCUAUUUUUGCCAACUGUGUGGCCUUAGCUGUUUACAUACCUUUUCCAGAAGAUGACUCAAAUUCAACCAAUCAUGAUCUGGAAACAGUAGAAUAUGCCUUCCUUAUUAUUUUUACAAUUGAAACCUGUUUGAAGAUUAUUGCAUAUGGACUAAUGUUACAUCCCAAUGCAUAUGUAAGAAAUGGAUGGAACUUGAUGGACUUUGUAAUUGUAAUUGUGGGUUUGUUUAGUGUUGUUUUGGAACAAGUAACCACCAAAGUAGAGAACGUAGAUGGACAUGCAACUUCAGGAGGUAAAUCGUCAGGCGGUUUUGAUGUCAAAGCUCUCCGAGCAUUUCGUGUGUUGCGACCUCUUCGACUUGUAUCUGGAGUACCAAGCUUACAAGUUGUCUUGAACUCUAUCAUCAAAGCCAUGGUUCCACUUCUCCACAUUGCUCUGCUAGUAUUAUUUGUAAUCAUCAUUUAUGCUAUAAUAGGAUUGGAACUUUUUAUAGGAAAAAUGCACAGAACCUGUUAUUUCAUUAACACAAAUAUAAUAUCAGAAGAUGAACCAGCACCAUGUGCAUUUUCAGGGAAUGGCUAUCAAUGCCCCAUGAAUGGUACAGAGUGCAAGGGUGGGUGGCCGGGUCCCAAUGGAGGCAUCACAAACUUUGACAACUUUGCUUUUGCAAUGUUAACUGUUUUUCAAUGUAUAACGAUGGAAGGGUGGACAGAUGUCCUGUACUGGAUGAAUGAUGCCAUGGGACAUGAAUUGCCUUGGGUCUAUUUUGUCAGUCUCGUCAUCUUUGGAUCUUUUUUCGUUCUUAAUCUUGUACUUGGUGUAUUGAGCGGUGAGUUUUCUAAGGAAAGGGAAAAGGCAAAGGCGAGAGGAGAUUUUCAGAAGCUGCGUGAGAAACAACAACUUGAGGAGGAUCUCAAGGGCUAUCUGGAUUGGAUCACCCAGGCUGAGGACAUCGACCCCGAGAAUGAGGAAGACUUUGAGAAUGCAGAAAAACGAAAUCGGGUAACGCUGGCCGAAUUACUGGAAAAGAAGAAAGGAAAAUUUGCAUGGUUUAGCCAGUCAUCUGACACUCAUGCAAAUCUGCCUAUUGGGGAAACUGGAUCUGAUACCACAGACAAUGCCGCUGGUGGAGGGAGUGAGAAUGCAACAUGCUGUGGAUCAUUAUGUAUUCGAAUUUCUAAAUCAAAGUUCAGUCGACGCUGGCGUCGUUGGAACCGUUGUUUAAGAAGAAGAUGUCGAGUUGGUGUUAAGUCUGUUACUUUCUACUGGCUAGUUAUUAUUCUUGUUUUUCUCAAUACAUUAACCAUUUCUUCAGAGCACUACAACCAGCCUUGGUGGCUAACAUCGAUUCAAGAUAUUGCAAAUAAAGUUCUCCUGGCUCUUUUCACCUGUGAGAUGUUAGUGAAAAUGUACAGUCUGGGCCUGCAGGCUUACUUUGUAUCCCUCUUUAAUCGCUUUGAUUGCUUUGUGGUAUGCGGUGGAAUAAUUGAAACCAUCUUGGUUGAAUUUCAAGUUAUGUCUCCUUUGGGAAUCUCAGUCUUUAGAUGUGUUCGGCUUUUAAGAAUUUUCAAAGUGACAAGGCACUGGCAGUCGCUGAGUAACCUUGUGGCCUCGUUGCUGAACUCCAUGCGAUCCAUUGCCUCACUGCUGCUGCUGCUCUUCCUCUUUAUUAUCAUCUUUUCACUCUUGGGGAUGCAACUUUUUGGUGGUAAAUUUAACUUUGAUGAAACACAAACAAAACGGAGUACCUUUGAUAACUUUCCACAAUCUCUUCUCACUGUAUUUCAGAUUUUAACUGGUGAAGAUUGGAAUAUGGUGAUGUACGAUGGAAUCAUGGCUUACGGUGGCCCAUCCUCAUCAGGGAUGAUAGUCUGUAUAUACUUUAUAAUUCUUUUCAUCUGUGGUAAUUACAUUCUGCUGAAUGUCUUUUUGGCUAUUGCUGUGGAUAACUUGGCUGAUGCUGAAAGUCUAAACACAGUCCAAAAAGAAACUAUGGAAGAAAGAGAAAGGAAAAGAAUGAGCAGAAAUGCAGAGAAAAGACAAGAAGGGAAAUACGAAGUUGAUGGGAUUGGAGAAAAUGACAGGAAAAUACUUACUGGCACUCAGGUUUCAAUUGAUGACCAAGAUGAAGAUAAGGAUCCUUACCCACCCAGUGAUGUGCCAGAUGAUGAUGAUGAAGAUGAACCAGAAGUCCCCGUUGGGCCUCGACCUCAAAGACUGGCGGACCUAAAUCUCAAGGAGAAAAUCGUGCCCAUCCCGGAAGGGAGUGCUUUCUUCAUAUUUAGUAAUACCAACCCGAUCAGAGUCUUCUGUCACAGACUUAUAAAUCACGGCAUCUUUACCAAUCUGAUCCUGGUGUUCAUUAUGCUCAGCAGCAUCUCCUUGGCAGCAGAGGAUCCCAUACGUAAUCAUUCCUUUCGUAACAAUAUUCUUGGUUAUUUUGACUAUGCUUUUACAGCGAUCUUUACUGUUGAAAUCCUAUUCAAGAUGAUGACAUAUGGAGCAUUUUUACACAAAGGUGCUUUCUGUAGAAAUUACUUCAACUUGUUGGACAUCUUGGUUGUGGGUGUAUCACUCAUUUCCUUUGGAAUUCAGUCUAGUGCUAUUUCAGUGGUGAAGAUUCUUCGUGUCCUAAGGGUUUUAAGACCACUUCGAGCAAUCAAUAGGGCGAAGGGACUAAAGCAUGUUGUUCAAUGUGUAUUUGUUGCUAUUAAAACCAUUGGUAACAUCAUGAUUGUUACAACUCUUCUGCAGUUCAUGUUUGCCUGUAUUGGGGUUCAGCUGUUCAAGGGUAAAUUCUACCGCUGUACAGAUGAAGCAAAACAAUUUCCUGAAGAUUGCAAGGGGACUUUCAUUCUUUAUAAAGAUGGUGAAGUAGAUCAACCAGUCAUUCGUGACCGAGUUUGGUACAACAGUGAUUACAACUUUGACAAUGUCCUUUCAGCAAUGAUGGCACUGUUUACAGUAUCGACCUUUGAAGGCUGGCCGGCACUGCUGUACAAAGCAAUAGACUCAAAUGGAGAAAACAUUGGCCCGGUCUACAACAAUCGUGUGGAAAUUUCUAUAUUCUUUAUUAUUUACAUUAUUAUCAUUGCUUUCUUCAUGAUGAACAUCUUUGUAGGUUUUGUCAUCGUCACAUUCCAGGAGCAGGGAGAACUAGAGUACAAAAAUUGUGAAUUGGACAAAAAUCAGCGUCAAUGUGUAGAAUAUGCUCUGAAGGCCAGACCGCUUCGCAGAUACAUCCCAAAGAACCCUUACCAGUAUAAGUUUUGGUAUGUGGUAAACUCAACUGGAUUUGAAUACAUCAUGUUUGCCCUCAUCAUGUUGAAUACUCUAUGCUUGGCUGUGCAGCACUAUGAGCAAUCACCAUUUUUCAACUACACAAUGGAUAUCCUGAACAUGGUCUUCACUGCUGUGUUCACUGUAGAGAUGGUUUUGAAACUCAUAGCCUUCAAACCAAUGGUGUGUGUGAAAAAAAAGGAGAGAUGGCUAGGCUAUUUUAGUGACUCCUGGAACGUGUUUGACUUCCUCAUCGUUAUUGGCAGCAUUAUUGACGUCGUACUCGGUGAAAUUGAUCCUUUUGCAAAGCCAACAGAGGCACCCCCUACAGGGGAACCUGGGAAUUCUGAGGAAAGUUCCAGAAUUUCCAUUACCUUCUUCCGUCUCUUCCGUGUAAUGCGUUUGGUGAAGUUACUGAGUCGUGGGGAGGGGAUACGUACGCUGCUAUGGACAUUUGUCAAGUCCUUCCAGGCUCUUCCCUAUGUUGCCCUUCUGAUUGCCAUGCUGUUUUUCAUCUAUGCUGUGAUUGGCAUGCAGACUUUUGGCAAAAUUGCUUUGCAAGACCACACACAGAUAAACAGAAAUAACAACUUCCAGACUUUUUUUCAGUCUGUUCUACUUCUUUUCAGGUGUGCCACUGGAGAAGCCUGGCAGGAGAUCAUGCUGGCAUGCAUGCCUGGAAGGCGAUGUGACCCAGAGUCAGACUAUGGUCCAGGGGAGGAGAAUACAUGUGGUAGCAACUUUGCUAUUAUAUAUUUCAUCACGUUUUACAUGUUGUGCGCCUUUCUGAUUAUAAACUUAUUUGUGGCUGUCAUCAUGGACAACUUUGAUUAUUUGACACGAGAUUGGUCCAUUCUGGGCCCUCAUCAUUUGGAAGAAUUUAAGAGAAUAUGGUCAGAGUACGACCCAGAAGCAAAAGGAAGAAUAAAACACCUUGAUGUGGUUACAUUACUUCGACGUAUUCAACCACCUUUGGGGUUUGGAAAACUUUGUCCGCAUCGAGUGGCAUGCAAGAGAUUGGUAGCCAUGAACAUGCCUCUGAAUAGUGAUGGAACUGUGAUGUUCAAUGCAACCCUUUUUGCCCUGGUCAGAACAGCUUUAAAAAUCAAAACCGAGGGUAACCUCGAUCAAGCCAAUGAAGAGCUGAGAGCCGUUAUUAAAAAAAUCUGGAAGCGAACCAGUAUGAAGUUGCUAGACCAGGUGGUGCCUCCAGCUGAUGAUGAUGAGGUAACCGUGGGGAAGUUCUAUGCCACCUUCCUGAUACAGGACUACUUUAGGAAAUUCAAGCGGCGCAAGGAACAAGGCUUGGUAGGAAAACAACCCAGAAAGAAUACUACAGUUGCUCUACAGGCUGGGCUUAGAACGCUCCAUGACAUUGGACCUGAAAUCCGUAGAGCAAUUUCAUGUGAUCUACAGGAAGAGGAUAUUAUAGAGGGGGCUCCAGAAGAGGAUGAGGAUAUAUACAGAAGAAGUGGUGGCCUUUUUGGUAACCAUGUCAACCAUGUGGCUGUAGACGAAAGGAAUUCUUUCCAGCAAACAAAUGUCACUCAACGGCCUCUGCAGGUUAAACGAACAUCAUCUCCACCUGUAGCUGAUUAUGACAAAUACCCUCCUUCCUCCAACACUGAGAAUUCCAUAUCUCACAACCAGCUUAACCACAGUUUUCCAGGAAAGAUCUCGCCUAAUUCCACCAAUGCCAAUCUCAACAAUGCAAAUGUGUCCAAAACUGCAAAUGGAAAAGAUCAGGGCUCCAUAAAUCAUGAACAGCCCACGGGAAGAACCUGCGAAUCCCACACAUCGUACCCUGAAGAACCAAGAAAAUCAAGCACCAAGAGAGUACGUUAUUAUGAAACUAACAUUAGAUCAGAUUCCGGUGAAGGCACUGUGCCCACUAUUUGUCGAGAGGAAACAAAGCUGGAUGAGUGUUUUGAGGAAGAACAAUAUUCGGGAGAUCAGGAAUACUACAGUGGGGAAGAGUAUUAUGAAGAGGACAGCAUUCCAUCAGUGGAUAAGCAAAUCCACCGUGACUAUCAGAAUGCAUGUCACAAUAACGACGUGGACUUUGAACGGCCAAAGGGUUAUCAUCACCCUUGUGGUUCCUAUGAAGAUGACGAGGCUCAGUAUUACUAUGAAUCCCGGCGUUCACCGCGGCGACGGCUGCUCCCGGCAACACCCACAGGACAUCGGAGACCUUCCUUCAACUUUGAGUGCCUGCGCAGGCAAAAUAGCCAGGAUGAUAUCUCCCUGUCACCGAUAUUCCAACAGCGCACCGCACUGCCACUCCACCUAAUGCAACACCAGGUGAUGGCUGUGGCAGGAUUAGACUCGUACAAAAGCAGACGGCUCUCGCCAGCACGAUCGACGCGUUCUUGGGCAACACCUCCAGCCACUCCGCCCAGCAAAGAACGCUCCCCUUACUACACUCCCCUCAUUCGUGUCGAUCAUGUCGCAUCCACGGAGAACAUGAACGGUAGCCUUCCCUCGAUGAACAGAAGCUCUUGGUAUACAGAAGAUGUUGACAUUCCUUACAGGACGCACACUCCAACAAAGCUAGCCGUCCCAAACAGCUUUCUACAUCGGUACUAUGAGAAACGAGGAAGUGCAGACAGCUUGGUGGAGGCUGUCCUAAUAUCGGAAGGUCUUGGGCAGUAUGCGAGAGAUCCCAAAUUUGUUUCAGUUACAAAACAUGAGCUUGCAGAUGCCUGUGACAUGACCAUUGAUGAAAUGGAAAGUGCAGCAAGCAAUUUAUUAAAUGGAAAUCUUCACAAUGGAACUACCGGGGAUUUGCUCUCCAUUAAAAACAGGCGUGACUAUGAGCUACAAGAUUAUGGUGUUGAAUACAGUGACGAGGAACCAGACACUGGCAUAUAUGAAGAGGACCUAGGUGAUGAAAUGAUAUGCAUCACUACUUUAUAGCAUUUAGCACGGAUUAAUCAUGUGUACAAACAUUAAGGAAGUGCCUAGUCAUGGAGAAUUUCUUAUGGCACUAGCUAGACGAAGUGACCAACAGCUACUUCCGAGUGUGAGUGACUGGUGGCAUUUGGAUCAAAUAACCCCUCUCAUGUCCUCAAUACAAGAAUGUGGGCAACUGCAAGAGGUCUGAGCCAAUCAAAUAACCAGCAUGCAGAGGACCAAGGAGAAGGUUGUGAGGUGAAGCCAUAAUUGAACCAUGAAAGGCUGCCGAGGUUUUCAGUAACAGUGACGUGGAAGGAAGCAGUGUACUCUUUCUAUGGCAAUGCUUAUGGUUUAAAGGAAAAUAUUGUAAAGGUGAUGACAAUCAAAUCUGAAGGCUGUUGUUACCUCAGAAAUGUGUUUGGACUUUUGGCUGGGAGCAAGGGAAAGCAUAUCAAAAUAUUUAAAAUGAUGAAACAUAUCUUUUCUCUGGUUUUUCAUGCAAAUAUGAACCAUGCUGAACAGUGUUUUAGACGCUGCAGCAAAUCUCAAAAAGUAUUAUUUUUUGGUGGGCAAAAAUAACUGAUUUUUUCUUAACUAUUUUAUUGCGCGUUUAACACAGGAUAUAUCUCUUUUUUUUGUCUUUUUGCAUCUACUGUGGAGGAACCUAAUUUUAUGCCCAUUAAGAGAAUUAUGAGCAAAUUAUACUGGAAAUUGGAAUGGCAUUAAUCUUCUUUAAGGUUCAUUUGAAGCUUAAACUGCAUUUCUUGCAAAGUAGGCAAACUGUAUAUGGUUGUAACAUACAGAUAACAAAUUUGUAUUUGUAAAGAGAUGUUCUAUAUUUUGUAAUCCUGGUACUGUAACGGAUAAGCAGCAAUAUUUAUGGUUCAAAAUCACCGUCACAAAUUCUAUAGAUUACUGGUAUUUUUUAAUAGGAGUGCAAAAUCAUAAGUAACUGAUGGAGCUGCCUUUUCUUUGUGGAUGAUUGAUGCAAGGUUAAUUUCACAGUUUUCAGCUAGUUUGGAGCCAGAGGAAAAAAGCUCUCUGGCAAGCAGUUUUUAAAUUAAAAGUAAAAUAUAAACCUAACUUUACACAGGAUAUGCAAAGAUUAUUUACUUACACCCUUACUAGGAAUUAUAAAUAUUUAAAAAAUGUUAUUCUUGGUACAUUCUCUCUACUUUCGAACUCGCUUGUAAUAAUUAGUGAUUUUCAUUGCCUGACCCAUUUACUAAGAGUUACUUUGGUACACCGAGGCAAAAUCAUUUGAGGUAGGUUUCAAUUUGAAUCAGCCUAGAGCUACACAGUUCUUAGUGCCGUUUCAGUAAAACAAGCUGUGAUUUUUGCAUAUCUUGUCUGUUACAAUUGCUCAUGACGUGAACAGCUUGUAGUCAUGGUCUGUGAAUGAAGUGAGCUGUGUGCAGUCCCACAUUAUGCUGAGAACUACAAAUGCAUGGAUCUGAAGGAUGAGGUUGCUGUUGUACUGAUCUUCAGAUGAGCUAUUUUAUCAGCAUGUGCAUCAGUAUUUUAUGCUUUAUCGAGUAUUUGUUUGCACUCUAUUCCCAUUGCAGGAACAGGUCUUAAUUAACUGAAGAUGCUGUGUUUUUCCAAGGUACAUUUUCAGAGAUUUUUUAUAUAUAUUAAAUAAUGGCCUGUUUCAGUUGCAGGUACAUUACUAGUAGCAGCCACUAGAAUCUUUUAAACUGUGUACAUUUUAAACACAUGUGUAUAUUCUACUAGUAACAAAAACUGAAGCAAGAUAUUUUACCUCAGUCAGGGAUAAAUAAGAUUUUAAAUUGUUUUUAUUCCAUUACCAAGGAGGGUAUUCUUGAUCUUAAGUUCACUGGUUAUAGCAAUCUAUGAUUGCACGACUCAUUCCUCAGUGCAACCUUCAUCACUACUUUUAUAUGAAGUAAGCCUUUUGUGUAGUAUGGUAUUUGUAUAUUCAGUUUAUAAGGUUCUACUAUUUUGUGAUUGUAUGGUACAGUAAACUCUGUAUACAUAUUUUCGUUACCACCAUACCAUAGUGUUGGAAAUGUACAUACAAAAUAGUGUAUAUUUCUGUAAGUUGACUCUAUCUAAGCCCAAGUAAAGUGAAGUUAAUUUCUCACUA